This is a messenger RNA of Ylistrum balloti, 1524 nucleotides long. Its product is annotated as alpha-2B adrenergic receptor-like. Lineage: Eukaryota; Metazoa; Mollusca; Bivalvia; Pectinida; Pectinidae. Gene Ontology annotation, cellular component: membrane. Gene Ontology annotation, biological process: G protein-coupled receptor signaling pathway. The record is from RefSeq and is a predicted model, not a curated record. Gene Ontology annotation, molecular function: peptide binding; G protein-coupled receptor activity. The transcript has a single exon. Bases 40 to 1524 code for a protein of 494 amino acids.
UCCAUAUUACUUCCGGUUAUCAUCAUUAUUGGAGUCCUGAUGGUGAUAGGCCUAUUCGGAAACCCUCUAGUUAUUUAUUUCUAUGGAUGUCGAAUGAAAACUACAGCGUCCUAUAUGUUCAUUGUCACUUUGGCUAUCUUCGAUCUAGUAUCAUGCAUUAUAUCUAUGCCUAUGGAGAUUUCAGACUUAAUCAACUUUUACACAUUUGAUAGUGCCGCAACCUGCCGCGCACUCCGUUUUGUGAAUUAUUUUUCCUGCAUUGGUUCCGGUACGACCCUUAUUGCCAUAGCUGUUGACAGAUUUCGGAAAAUAUGUAAACCUUUCGAUUCGCAAAUAACAGAAAGAAUGGCAAGAUGGAUUAUUUUCGGUGUAAUCGUUUUUGCACUGUUUUGUUCUUGGCCCGCCAUUUUUCUCAAUACGGUUAUAGAGAAAAAUUUAACAGAGGACACAUCAGUGGUUGCCCGGGAUUGCACUUUAAACCCCGACGAGGAGUACAAAUUAUUUGUGACAAUAUAUAACUCGUUUCUCUUUCUAUGUUUCAUCAUUGUUUUUGUUGUGCUCACGGCUUUGUAUACACUUGUUGGGAGGCAACUGUACAAGUUGCGCAGCUUCCGGUUUUAUGCGACAGGGAUCGAGAGAAACUUAACUUCUGCGCGUCCUACGAGUUCGAUGACGGUUGCGAGUGAUUUGACCCAUUCAGAGGGUAGAAGCAAAAUGGAUGAUUUGGCUGGCUUUGGAAAUGACCUUCGCGACGGUGCGCUGUCGCCUAUUGGCGAAGACGAAUUCUCAAAUAGUCGACCCACAUCUGCCAACUCGAUUGCAGUCAGUGCCCGAUCGAUAAAAAUGGGGCCACACAAAAUUAUACCACAGUCGAUGGAUCCUGACCACGAGAAGGAUAUAGUGAAUGGAAUGUCUAGUUCUGUGCGGCAAACUAAAAGUUUCACGGAAAAAUCAGGAACGGAAAAGAUUCCGGAGAACAAUCGCAGAGUUAGUUCUGCAACCAUGGCAAACAGCAAGGAAAGGGCACUAGGACACAGCAAAUUUGGAAGCCCCUUGCGGGAAGGGUCAGCUACAUCCAGACUGUCGUUCGCGUCCACUACUAGCUCCAUGACGGAGAUAGAAACCCGUGACGCAAGCGCAAAAGGAAACAUUGAUCACCAGAAAGAAAAAAUGCGGUCACAAAAUAUCAACACAAAGCGAUACACGAUAAUUGCAUUGUCUAUUAGCAUUGCGUUCGUUUUGAGCUUUUUGCCUUACUUGUGUCUUGUGAUUUGGUCGACAUUAUUUAUAACUUACGAUCCGAACGAUUUUACACCAGCACAACUUGUUGCCAGUGAACUUUUUCACAGAUCAUUUUUAUUCAACUGUGCUUUAAACCCAAUCAUUUACGGCUUUCUGAACACUGAGUUUAAGAAAAUGGUCUUUGGACAAUGUGCAAAAGUAUUUUGCUGUUGUUGUAAGUCUAAACAAAAGGAAGGAGACAUAACCCAUGCAGAGCUCAGUGGAAUGUCACGGUCGACGUAA